GUGCAUAGCACUACUAUACGGUAGUUCUAGGGUUUGUUCUCUCUUGCUCUCCACCGCCAAACUGUCGCCACCAUAGUCCAGCGGCCGUCGUCGCUUUCCUCCCUCGCCAUCCUUCCGCCGCGAAAUAGGUAGAGAAAUGACGAGAGGAUUCUUCGUGAAUUUACCGACAGAAAACACGAUUAAUAUCCUCUCAAGGAUCUCCGUCCGAGACGUUCUGAGCUGCAAGUGUGUUUGCAAGUCGGGGCUCGAGUUACUCAACUCUCGCGAGUUUGUCAAGUCUCAUCUUUCUAAAUCAGUGUCGGGGUUGGCUGUGGUACGCUCUGGUGUGGAGUCUAACUCGUACGAAAUCUUUGAAUUUCAAGACAGCCUUGACCUUGAGCACCAUAAUCUCCGCUACAGUUUGGUCACCAAGUUUGUUUUUCCUCGUGCUGAAGCGCUUCGGGGUUCAGCUAAUGGGUUGGUUUUUAUGACGGGUGACAAACCUUGUGAUCUUUAUGUAUGCAACCCUGUAACACGAGACUUUAUAAAGCUUUGUCCGUAUUCUGUCUCUCUCGACUCUUCGUCUAAUAUAGUUGCAUUUGGAUUUGGAGUGACCAAAAUGACUGGUCAACAUAAGGUGGUUCGGGUUGUCUGUGACUAUGAGUUAGCAGAGAAUUCGUUUAGAAUUACAGUUACCAGAUCUCACUGUGAGGUGUACACUCUUGGGACACGAACAUGGAGAAGUAUCGUACCCGGUGACAAGCUAAUGUAUGAUUCGUAUGGGGUAUUUCUUCAUGGAAAUCUUCACUGGUUGGUGGUAGAUCCACAAGCCCCAUCACGAAUUUCUUGCUUUGAUCUUGAAACAGAGCGUUUCAGCACCUUCUCCCAUCCUCCUCUGUUGACCAAAGGUGGGUCUGUUGGGAGCUUGUCGGUUUUGGAGGGUCGUCUAUGCUUAUGUGAUAAUUCAUCUGAAGGAAAAAUCAUCAUCUGGGUGUUGAGGGAAUAUGGGGUGGCGAAGUCUUGGACAAAGGAAUAUGUCAUCAACAAAGAUGCCGAGCUUUGUGGAGAUUACGUGCUUGUUUCCCCUAUUAAGGUUUUCAAGAAUGGUGACAUCUUGUUUAAAUGUGAUGAGUCCUUGCUGUUCCACUACAAUGGCAGGACAAAAUCGUUGCAGAAGAUUGAGAUGUUUGAUGCUCAUGGUGGAGAUCAAUCUCGUGUAGAUGCAAUACCCCACACCUCAAGCUUUCCAUCCCUGAGAAAUUUUGGAAUGGAAGACUUAUAUUCGUUCUGACCGCGAAGCUUCUUCUUGUUGGACCGAUUUCCGUAGCACUAUGAGCUUUUAACUUAAUGUAGGUAGUAUAUUUGCUUUAUAUGUUUAUGCUCUAAUAUGCUCAGACUUCGUGCUGCUGCUAGAUGCUUUUUUUAGUUUUAAUGUAGCAGAUCAACUCUCUAAUGUAGCCUGGUUUACUAUUACUGUCUUGUGAGAUAUA
This is a messenger RNA of Salvia splendens (bonfire salvia), 1469 nucleotides long. Its product is annotated as F-box protein CPR1-like. The record is from RefSeq and is a predicted model, not a curated record. The transcript has 2 exons. Gene Ontology annotation, molecular function: protein binding. NCBI's taxonomy places the organism in Eukaryota, Viridiplantae, Streptophyta, Magnoliopsida, Lamiales, Lamiaceae. The coding region runs from base 137 to 1270 and encodes 377 amino acids.